AUGAUGGAGGCGGCUGCAAUACAAGGGGCUCUGGUGCCAUGGGCACUUGAUUUCACUCCUGAAGGGUUCGCAGCUAUUGAACAAUCUGGCGCUUCUUCCCCCGCUGCAGUCAAGGACUAUGUUUUGUCUGCCGAUAUAAGGCGUUUGCAUCUGGCCCCGCACCCUGCGGACCCGACGAACUUCAGCGCACUACACAGCAAAUCCAUGCAAGCUCCCCCAGAGGUUGCGGCAUGCGCUGCCAUUGACGGUCCAGCUGAAAAUGUCAAAUCAACGGCAACCAAUUAUACUCUCAAAAGGCCCCUACUUUGCAUGGUUUUGUCUUUCCAGGAUGUGCGGUUGCCUACGAAGGAUGUUGAAGAGGACUUUUCCGAUGGGGCUCAAGGGAUCAAGGGGAAUCAGAAGAGACUACUUUCACUGAAGCUUACGGACGGUCGCGGUACGUCUUUUACUGCUGUUGAGCUUCGUUUUUGUCAGCAGCUUGAUAUAGUGCCUCUAUUGCCAGGUGUCAAACUGCUGUUGUUGCCGGGUCUGAUAUUCUACCGUGGAAUGGCUCUUUUAACUCCCCGACACUUCCAGAAUCUGGGGGGAGGGGCAAAACAGUUGCGAGAAGCAUUUAACUUGAAAGCAGAUGUGCAGGAGCGCCGAAAACUGCUCCAACAAAUCCUCAAUGAGCACACUGAGCUUCAGCAGCGGGUAAAGUCCGACAAGGGCGACACUGGCCCCCCAAAGUUCGUUCCGUUUUCUUUCGCUGCUAAAGUGCAGCAGGUAGAAAUUAAUACCAGCGUCAUCACAGGAACUCAGCAACAGACGACAGAUCCAUCACGGAAAGAGAUGAAGCGCGAAACUGCUUCUCCAGCAGAGACGUCCAACGACACUCGUGCUGGGCAACCAACCCGGUCUUUGGAUAUAAAAACCGAUGCAACAGAACUGAAGCGAGAUCGUUUGAGGCAACUAGAGAAGGUGGAUCCAAAUAGUCUAGGUGCUGAGAAGAUCAGCAAUGAGAGGAAAACAACAAGAGGAGGCCGUGGGCGGCGGGGGCGGCGUGAGCGUGACGAUGAUCUCUCAGAAUACAUGAAGCCUUCUGGACGGCAGGUGGCGUAUAAUCUUUUGGACUUGAUAAGGGCGGACGCAGAGCAAACAAAUAGUGCCGCUGCCACUGCUAUCUUAUGUGCCAACGAGCAAUAUGCAGGCGGCCAUAACUUUGAUGAUUCAGUUCGACACCCAAAUGCGGGCCUCCUCUACCCUACUGUAGGCUUGGGUGAUCCGCUGAACUCAGGAGCAGCCUUUAUGGGAGCUACUCGCUCUGUGGAUACACCACGCAACUCACCACCAUCACAUAUCUCUGGUGGUCGCUCCCGCAGAGGGGGCUUUCCCAGAAGAGGGAGUGGGGGAGGCAGAAGAGGCAGAGGAACGGGAAGUAGUCCCAAGUAA
Eimeria necatrix is the source of this 1431-nucleotide messenger RNA. RefSeq lists its product as hypothetical. Lineage: Eukaryota; Apicomplexa; Conoidasida; Eucoccidiorida; Eimeriidae. The transcript has a single exon. The coding region runs from base 1 to 1431 and encodes 476 amino acids. The record is from RefSeq and is a predicted model, not a curated record.